Oncorhynchus masou masou (cherry salmon) is the source of this 1152-nucleotide messenger RNA. RefSeq names its product noelin-3-like. Gene Ontology annotation, biological process: signal transduction. The record is from RefSeq and is a predicted model, not a curated record. The transcript is spliced from 4 exons. The coding region runs from base 1 to 1152 and encodes 383 amino acids. Lineage: Eukaryota; Metazoa; Chordata; Actinopteri; Salmoniformes; Salmonidae.
AUGUCCCAGUCCAUUGAGGUACUGAACCUGCGGACUCAGAGAGACUUCCAGUACAUCAUGAGGAUGGAGGGCCAGUUCAAAGGGCUAAGGUCAAAGUUCAGACAGGUAGAGGCCGACGGGAAGACACAGGUCAACAGAAACUUCCAGGAGUUGAAGGGUAAGAUGGAUGCCCUACAGCCUCUGAUCCCGGUGUUGGAACAGUACAAGACAGACGCCCAGCUCGUCGUCCAGUUUAAGCAGGAGAUCAGGAACUUGUCUAUGGUGCUCACAGCCAUCCAGGAGGAGAUAGGAGCCUACGACUCUGAGGAGCUACAACAGAGGGUUCUGAGUCUGGAGGGCAGGCUACGCUACUGCAGGAGCAGACUCACCUGUGGUAAACUGAUGAAGAUCGCUGCACCGGAGACGGUGAAGACCUCUGGGACACGGUUUGGAGCCUGGAUGACAGAUCCACAGGCCUCCCCUACAAACAAUAGGGUCUGGUACAUGGAUAGCUACACCAACAACAAGAUCGUCAAAGAGUACAAGUCCAUAGCAGACUUUGUUUCCGGGGUCGAGUCUCGAACCUACAACCUGCCGUUCAAGUGGGCCGGAACCAACCAUGUGGUGCACAAUGGCUCUCUGUACUACAACAAGGUCCAGAGCAACAUCGUGGUGUGUUACCGUUUCGAGACGGGGCGGGUUGUAACCCAGAGAGCCUUGGAGAACGCCGGGUUCCACAAUGUCUACCCUUACACCUGGGGAGGCUUCUCCGACAUAGACCUCAUGGCCGACGAGCUGGGUCUGUGGGCCGUCUACGCCACCAAUCAGAACGCAGGAAACAUCGUCAUCAGCCAGCUCAACCCGGAGACACUACAAAUCCUCGGAACAUGGAACACGGAAUAUUCCAAACGGAACGCGGGGGAGUCCUUUAUGAUCUGCGGAACACUCUACAUCACCAACUCUCACCUGACUGGCGCUAAGGUUUACUACUCAUACUCCACCAAGACAUCCAGCUAUGAGUACACAGACAUCCCCUUCCAUAACCAGUACUUCCACAUGUCCAUGUUGGGUUACAACGCCAGGGACCGGGCUCUGUACGGCUGGAACAAUGGACACCAGGUUCUGUUCAACAUCACGUUGUUCCACAUCAUCAAGACAGAGGACGAUUCCUGA